AUGGGUGCGACCGAGGCAGCUGGAACGGCUGUGGCUAAAACAUCAGAUGGCCGCUUUUAUUCAGAAGCACCCAUACCCGUUUCAGAGGUCUCCGCAUCACAAGAGGAACCAGCGGCCGCAAAGGAGAACUCUUAUCAAGCAAAUGACGUCUCCGGUAUCGACGGAGACGUGCCUGUCACAUCCAAUGAUGUCACAGUGGGUGACGCCCUCGUUCAGGAACAGGCACACGAAGCGCACGAAAAAGGACUCGUG
Acaulospora colombiana is the source of this 252-nucleotide messenger RNA. The record is from the annotation of a GenBank genome assembly. Lineage: Eukaryota; Fungi; Glomeromycota; Glomeromycetes; Diversisporales; Acaulosporaceae.